This is a messenger RNA of Gasterosteus aculeatus aculeatus (three-spined stickleback), 5040 nucleotides long. It is a transcript of the gene rnf19b, whose product is annotated as ring finger protein 19B. Gene Ontology annotation, biological process: protein ubiquitination. Gene Ontology annotation, molecular function: zinc ion binding; ubiquitin-protein transferase activity. The record is from RefSeq and is a predicted model, not a curated record. Lineage: Eukaryota; Metazoa; Chordata; Actinopteri; Perciformes; Gasterosteidae.
AGAGAGAGAGAGAGAGAGAGAGAGAGAGAGAGAAGCUGCGGAGACGGGAGCAACGCACCGAGGAAGCGAGACGAGCCGAGUUUGUCGUCGCAUCGUCCCCCGGCCUCCCCCCGUCGACGAGGCGGUCCCGAGCGGACGAGACCGGGGUUCGUCAAGCAGAGAGGAAGACGAGCGGAGCAGCAGCCCUGAACACCGCCGAGGAGAAUUCAAUCCACGCAGAGGAUUCAGCGCUCGGACCGAACUCUGCCCCGCGGACGUGUCUGUUUUCCUCCUUUUCUUUUGUGACUCAUUCAUUGGAUCGGACAUUAAUCUUUUUCUGCCGGAGAUGUCAGACGUGCAGCUUUGUCUUCCUCAUGAGGACUUCCACCGCAGAGUUUGAGUGAAACCUCUCAUGAACACACUUUCUCUUUCUGUUUCUGUUUUGCACGCCGUCGUCAUCUCACGCUCUUUUCUUUUCCUGAUAUCAUUCGGUUUCUUGUAACCGAGAGAGAAGGAGGUUACAGACUGUAAGUUUCUCUCUCAUCUCAUCUCAUCUCAUCAGGGGACAAGUGUGUCUUCGUCCCUCUGCGAUACAUUCCUGCGUAUCUUCUGGGAAAAUGGGAUCAGAAAAGGACUCGGAGUCGCCUCACUCCUCCGUGAGCGGCGUCCCCAACCCUAAGUGCCGCGCGGCGGGCAAACGCCAGAGCCGCAUCUCCUUCCACAGCCUCUUCCACAGCAAGCGGGGCUCCCGCGGCUCCAGGGGCCCCAAAGGAGGCGCCGCCACCCCUUUGUCCCUUCAGCACCAGCCGAAUCCCACGCAACAGCAGCUGCUGCCUACUGCCUUGAUCCCUGCGUCCACUGCGCAUACGACCGCGACGACGGCGGCGACCACCAUCGCCUCAGCCGCCGCCGCGGCUGAGACCCCCGCGACCCCCGAGGACACCUCCUCCAGCCCCCCGCCAAAGCCGCUCUCCUCCAGCCAGCUGUCCCUGGGCGGAGCCGCAUCCUCCGGGGAGGCCGACUUGCUGGAGUGCCCCCUGUGCCUGGUGCGGCAGCCCGCAGAGCAGCUCCCCGAGCUGCUGGGCUGCGGCCACCGCUCCUGCCUCUGCUGCCUGCGGCAGUAUCUCCGCAUCGAGAUCACCGAGAGCCGCGUGCAGCUCAGCUGCCCCGAGUGCGCCGAGAGACUGUCCCCGCGGCAGGUAGCGGACAUCUUGGAUGACGCGGCCCUGUUGGACAAGUACGAGGAGUUCCUGCUGCGGAGGUGCCUCGCCUCCGACCCAGACUGCCGAUGGUGCCCUGCGCCGGACUGUGGGUUUGCCGUCAUCGCUUCGGGCUGCGCCAGCUGUCCCCGGCUGGUGUGUCGCCGAGAGGGAUGCGGCGCCGAGUUCUGCUACCACUGCAAGCAGGCCUGGCAUCCCAACCAGACCUGCGACUCGGCCCGCCAGCAGAGGGCCCAGUCGCUGCACACCCACAGCAACCACUCCCCCAGCUACAUACAGGAGCAGGGGCCCGCCGACGACAUCAAGCCGUGCCCUCGCUGCGGUGCCUACAUCAUCAAGAUGAACGACGGGAGCUGCAAUCACAUGACCUGCGCCGUCUGCGGCUGUGAGUUCUGCUGGCUGUGCAUGAAGGAGAUCUCCGACCUGCACUACCUCAGCCCAUCUGGCUGCACGUUCUGGGGGAAGAAGCCUUGGAGCAGGAAGAAGAAGAUUUUGUGGCAGCUGGGCACCUUGAUCGGAGCUCCAGUCGGCAUCACCCUCAUCGCCGGCAUCGCCGUUCCCGCCAUGGUCAUCGGCAUCCCCGUUUACGUCGGCCGUAAGAUCCACGCCCACUACGAGCUGAAGAAGGCGUCUCGUCACCGGAGGAACCUGGCCAUCACCGGAGGCGUGGCCCUGUCCAUCAUCACCGCCCCCGUCAUCGCCGCUGUCAGCGUUGGUAUCGGUGUGCCCAUCAUGCUGGCCUACGUGUACGGCGUGGUGCCCAUCUCUCUGUGUCGGGGAGGAGGCUGUGGUGUCAGCAGAGGGAAGGGACGAGGUGUACGCAUUGACUUCGAUGAAGACAACGGUCCCAUCACAGUGGCGGAUGCGUGGCGAGCCCUCAAGUCCCCGAGCCUCGGCGAGAGCAGUCUGGACGGGGCGCUCAGCGGUCUGAGCACCACCUCCCCCAGCGAGGGGCUCUCCGGGGCCCCGGGGACUCUGGGCGACGCGCACCAUUUUAACACAUUGGCAGGUGGCACCUUAGGAGCACGCAGCAGCAAGUACAGCAGGCUGGAGGGGCAGGCGGGGGAGCUGGCUAAAGACUCUGCCCAGAGGGAGACGGGCAGCCUGGGAGCAGGCAGCGACUGUGCCAGCACCCGAGGAAUGGCCGGAUCCAUCCUCUCGUCCUACACGCUGCCCGACAGGGAGUGCACCAACCUGGAGAUCCAGGUGGACAUUGAGACUAAACCCAGCCACUUCUGCCUGACCAGCGAAGAGGACCUCACCCCGCCUCCGUGCGCCGCUGCCAUGGCGACGGCUGCGGGAGUGGAGGAGCCCCAGGACUGCAGCUCCCGGCGGGGCGGGGCUCUGUCCGGGUCGGCGCUGGAACUGUCGCCGGGCGUGUCCAUCAGGGACGGGCUCAGAGACGUCACCCUGGCUCAGCCGGAGAGCAUCCGCAGCGACCUGGAGAUGUCGGACACCCAGUCGGACGACAUCGCCGAGCUGACGUCGGACGACUGUGACUCGCCUCGCCCGAAGAGCUGCCACCUGGCGGCUGGCCAGCGGCCCCCGUCCUGCCGAGCCCUGAGCGCCUCGGACGGCCUCCUCUGUCCCGCCGACAGUAACGUCAUCCUCUACGUCUGAGCUCUCUGCAGCUGCCAGAGCCGCGCACCAUAAGACAUUUCAUCUGAGCUCUUUGAUUCCUUGCAGUUAUUUUCCCUUCUUCAUUUCUCGUUUGCUGCUUUAGCGACUCACAGACGGCGUCUUAAACACGGACGGGGUUUGUUCACUUCUGUCCGUCCGUCUUAUCUAUCUGCCUGUCAAGCUCCUCGCUGAGUCAGGGUUCUACCUCUGAGACUUGUAAGAUGAUGAUUUAUGUUUACUCCUCGGUGCAGAACGCCUUGGCUACUUGAGCAAAAGAAAAGAAAGGAAAAAAAAGGUACAAAUUUUACACAAGAUAUAUAACGCGAUUCGGAAAUUAGGUGAAAAGUCCCCGGACAAAGAGGAGCGAACGUUUGCCUGUGACGGGACGUUACUAACGGUGUGUGAAUGAAUGUGACCUUUGUACUCUUCUAUUGUGGCUUCACUUUCUUCUCCCCCACUAUUUACAUUGAGACGACCUGGAAGUUGUGUUAUUUGCUGCAGUAUUUGUGUCUGCGUGAGCUAUGCCUUGUUAAAAAGGGGCGGUGAGCUUCUGUAACAAUGGUACAGGUUUACUUUAUGACAAAGCUACACUUGAAUCUCACUUUCCCUGCACAAAGGAGGAGUUUCGAUUUACAGAAAUAUGACUGAGCUGUGACAACGAUGAGACGAAGCCAGAAUGCGUCACGUUGAAAUGCUCUGUUUUAUCAAGCAGUGAGUAAUAAUAUCAUAUAUUCCAAAGAUAAACUGUAAUAAUAUCAUUCAUGAAAAAAAGGAACCAGUCAUAAUCCAACGUAUAAUGGGAAGAAGCACCAAAUCCAUUUUAAAUCAAUUGGCUUGAAAAAUAAUAAAUAUGGAAAUAAGUAAUCAGUCGAUUACUCAUAGUCAUUUAAUUCUUUCAGUCACAACCAAGUAAUUUGUAAAAAGCUGGAUCUGCCUUGUGAACAGCUGUCUCAACUCUACCUGGCUCUGUGUGUGUGUGUUUGUGUGUGUGUGUGUGUGCGUGUGUGCGCGUACAUAAUUGUCACCCGUGUGUCCUGACCGGACCGCUGUCUGACAGUCGGCUGCCUUAUAGACACUCACUGACCAACACAACACACAACAACAGGACCAGUCCGGCUUACUUGAACGCUGUGCGUGUGUGUGUGUGUUUGUGUGUGUAAAUGAACUAACGGACUCCUGAUGAAUGUAUUUGUUUUUUUGAGCACUUGAGCACUUUAUCUGGAAUUUUUUUUGCUGUUUGUUAUCUUUUACUACAAGUGACUUCAGUUGCAAACAAAAGUCUGUGGUACAACCAAAAUAAGUCACCUACCCGAGGGCCUUUAUGUUGGAUGUAACUAGAGGAGAGUUUGCCUCUAAAGGUUUUGAUAUUGCCACAAAUCCUUCCUUCGUUACCUUAAAGCGUCCGCGUGUUUGCAUCGGGGCUGUAGAUUGCAGCCGACUGAAACGUGUCCCCGCUCACUGGGCCCAUCAAGAGCCAGUGUUUAGUUUGUCUGUUCUGGGCUACCGUAGAAACAUGGCCGACUUUGAGAAGAGGAUCCGCAACUUUUAUAUCGAUAGUCUUAUUCAAAGUUACCACCAACACAACCACUCUUAUUCUCAAAUGAUUGUACAUGACUGGGAACCAUUUCUGCCAGUAACCCCCCCCCAAAAAGAUACAUACUGGCCCUUUAAACAUAAUGAGCAUCCCAGUGUUUUUAUUUAUGAUCCAAGGAAUGUUUGUAUCUUUUUCUAAGGUUCAUCAUCCUUUGGAGCCAAAAACUUCAAAUAUUAAUGCAGAUAAACUCUCCUAAUCCUACCCACCAUCUUUCUUCACUUUAUCACCUCUAUGCUUCAGUUUAAACCGGUUUCCACCAGGUUUCUUUCAUCUGCAGGGGAAUCGACUCGGGAACCUUCUUCACGUCGAGCUGCUCCUGUAGUGUUUUGUUUGGUCUGAACUAUCGUUUCAGCCUGUGGGAAGAAAAAAAACACAAAUGUAAGCGGACGGAAACAACUUCCUGAUGAGUGUUAAUGGAAACUUCCCAUUCAGUACACAGGCGGUCCCGUACUUAUAAGAGGUUUUUGAGUAUAGGGAGAGCAAUAUGUAAGUGUUAUGGUAUUGUUUGUGUAUUUCCUGUCACUGUUGAAGCCCUGUCCUGUGUAAGGGUCGUACAUGCAGGACUGUGAAAGACAACUUGUGUACCUUUUAGGGAAAUAAAUAAACACAAUCUGAUAUUGCACCAAA